This is a messenger RNA of Closterium sp. NIES-67, 2140 nucleotides long. NCBI's taxonomy places the organism in Eukaryota, Viridiplantae, Streptophyta, Zygnematophyceae, Desmidiales, Closteriaceae. The record is from the annotation of a GenBank genome assembly.
GCGACUUGUCAGAAGCUUAACGCUAUCAGGCUGGGAUGAUGAGAUUCUGAAGCGUAACUUUCACGUACCAGGGAAAUUCCGAAAUAGUAUUUCUGUGAAAUUCAGGGUUUUUAGAGGUGCGGAUUUAUCAAGGAGAAGGCGGCUGUUCGUGUGAGGUCGUGUGGAAUAGCUCCAACACAAGACCGAACCCGGCUGUUCGUGCCACAAGAUCCUGGUUCCACCGUCGAUCUCCUUCCUGGUCGCCACGAGAAACGGUUUCUCCGUCCGUUCCCUUCCCUUGCAGACUCCCUCGCUCCUAGCGGCUAUAUUCUUUCCACUCGCAGCGCAGGAGCGUGAUAAGGGAGAGUGGAGAGAAAGAGGAGUUCGGAAGAGGAGCAGCAGCAGCAGCUGGAGGAGGAGGAGGAGGAGCAGGAGGACACGAGCUGUGAGGCCACAAAUCUGACUACGCCUCGAAACAAAUCUGCUAUCGCAGCAGCACGCGUCGCGCAUUCUGCAAGGCUACAGUAUUAGCAGUUGUUUGGUGUUGUGCCUUCUGCCAUCAGCCCCAUGGCGCCUGUCACAUCCGCCAGCACUCAGCCCUGGGUGGAGAAGUACCGCCCCAAGCAGGUGUCUGACGUGGCACACCAGCAGGAGGUGGUGGCUACACUCAACAACACGCUGGCCACAGGCAAUCUCCCCCACCUGCUCUUCUACGGCCCGCCAGGCACGGGCAAGACGUCCACAGCGCUGGCAAUAACCAAGGAGCUGUUCGGGCCUGAGCUCUACUCCUCUCGGGUGCUGGAGCUGAACGCCAGUGACGACAGGGGAAUCAGCGUGGUGCGCACCAAGAUCAAGGACUUUGCUGGCGUUGCUGUGGGCCACGGGGUCAGCGGCUACCCCUGCCCGCCGUUCAAGGUCAUCAUUCUGGAUGAAGCGGAUUCAAUGACAGAGGACGCUCAGAACGCUCUUCGCCGGACCAUGGAGCUGCACUCGCGAGUCACAAGAUUUGUCUUCAUCUGCAACUACAUCAGCAGAAUCAUCGAGCCGUUGGCCUCCCGCUGUGCCAAGUUCCGGUUCCGGCCGCUGGUGGGGCAGGUGAUGACUGACAGGCUGAGGCACGUGGCAGACUGCGAGCACCUCACUCUGUCGGAUGAGGCCUUUGAAACGCUUAACAAAGUGUCGGAGGGAGAUCUGAGACGAGCCAUCACAACGCUGCAGAGUGCUGCCAGGCUGUACGGCUCGUCAAUAUCAGCGCAGCAAAUCAUCGAGGUCUCAGGGGUGGUGCCUGCCUCAGUUGUCACCUCCCUCCUCAAGGCCUGCAGGGGAGGCGCCUUCGAGGCUGUGCAGUCUGCCGUCACUGCUGCCGUUGCUGACGGCUACCCUGCUGCUCAAAUACUCUCCCAGUUGUUCGAUGCAGCCGUGGCUGCAGAGGACCUCUCGGACGAACAGAAGGCGCGGAUCUGUGCAACCAUUGCAACCGCUGACAAGAAUCUGGUGGAUGGGGCGGACGAGUGGCUGCAGCUGCUGGAUGUGGCCAGCAGCACCAUGAGGGCCAUCCACAACCUGCCGCUCACUGCCGCCUUCGCCUCGUGAUGGCCAUGUGAUAUGUGAACGAGACGAUCAUUAUAGACUUGGAUGUGGCCGGCAGCACCAUGAGGGCCGUCCACAGCCUGCCACUCACUGCCUCCUUCGCCUCGUGAUGCCCAUGUGAUGCUCAAACAUGGGAAUGAGACCAGCAUAAUAGACUUGGAUGUGGCCAGCAGCGCCAUGAGGGCCGUCCACAACCUGCCGCUCACUGCCUCCUUUGCCACGUGAUGGCCACACUAAUGCUCGAACACAUCGAGGCCGUGUAAACACACCUUACCAGUACCUGCAUGUGGCAAGCGUCGCCAUUGGGGCCAUGAUCAAGUGUCCAAUCACUACCUCCACUGCCACAUGAUCGUCACCCUCGCGCAAUGCAAACAUCUGUAUUUUGAGUCGACUCAAGGUGUACUAUUUUGAGUCGACUCAAAAUUCACGUGAUGUCACCCUCGCGCAAUGCAAACAUCUCGAUGAAACCUUUUUUACGCACUUCCACAAGGGUCGUCGUGCGCAACAUUCCACUCAACUGCCUCCUUUGCAAUGUGAUGGCCACACUUAUGCUCAACCAUGUGAACCACAA